CCGGCUGCAGCCCAGCCCUGCGGCGGUGACAGCACUGACAGCGACUGGACCAGGUCCUAACUUCACCAUCCCGUCUGUUUAAAGCAAGAUGGCUGACGGGGAGCUGGUGAAGAAGAUGCUGCGGGCCAUCCUCCAGGCCAACAAGGGCGGAGUGUCACUGUCACGUCUACAGUCAGAGUACAAGGAGCUGACUGGGGAGCAGAUACCACAUAAACAAAUGGGACACAAUCACUUGGAUGCACUGCUAGCCAGCAUGCCCUCUGUAGUCCGCCUUGAGCGCAACCGAUCUGGAGAGAUGGUCUAUUUUGCCUCAGGGGCCAAUGAGACGGCACAUAUAGCCAAGGUGGUGGCUCGCCAGCGCAGCUCCAAGAAGACAGGCCGACCCCACCUGGUCAACACCCAGAUGAGGGUCAAACCAGCAGCACCACUUGUCCUCAAUGCCAAACCUCAAACCUCACUGAGGCAGCCGAACCACCGCGGGCGAGGUGGUGGUAGAGGAGGAGGCAGCGGUCGAGGGGCCGGACAUGGAGACUUCAGACAGGCCAGGGACAUGAGGGAUGGCCAGUCAGAGAGUAAGACUGGGGCACAUCCAAACAAGAUGUCCAAUCAGAACACAUCCAACAAGAAAGGAAACCCACCUGCAGAGAAGUCAGACAAGAGGAUGACCCUGCCUUCACGGUUUCAUAAGGAGGUACACGCUCACCUUUCCAGAAACUCCCAACAGACUGGUCCACCCUUGAAUCUGAAUGAGAGCCUCAGCUCAGGUAAAGGAAAGCCCUACAACCCUCAGCAGGUCCAGGGUCGCAUCAGGGAGAUCCUGGGGAAGUACAGUAACGGGUUCUGGGUAUCCAAGCUUCCUCAGAUCUACAGAGAGCUGUACAAACAAGACCUGCCCACUGAGGCCAUCAAAGACCUGGAGACCUGGACACACAUAUGCACUGUAGAGAAAACCUGCAGCAGCAACCCAUCAGAGCUGCUUCUCUACCCAGCCAAGGAACAGACCACUACAUCCUCCCCCUCACCCAUACUUAACCCAAACUCCACCACUGCCCCCGCCCCAACUUCAAACGCCCCGACAGAUAAACCCUUGCAUUCCCCUGCCCAACAGAGACUCCCCGCCACCCAUCUGACUCGCUCUGGGUCUCGCUCUCCUCGGUCUCCGCCAUCGUCCUCCUCGUCCCCCAGUCCUCCUUCCUCCCCUGCAACCCUCAGCCCCGACCUGAAGCUGAAACUGGAAGAGCUGCUGGUAAAGUACUCCAACGGCCUGUGGGCACAUGCGCUGCCCAAGCUCUUCCAGGACACCUACAAAACCAAACUGCCUGGACAUGUCCUGGAGAACCUUCAUCUCCUCUCUGACAUCUGCACUGUUGACUACCCGAUGCCUGACAACCCCAAGAGGGCCAUCCUGUACAGGAGGAGCAGCACUGAGGGGGGAGGAGGAGAGGAUGAAAACUGCAAUAGGAGGAACUCCUCAACCAGUGAGGAGGAGCUGAGGGUGAGGCAGGAGCUGGGGAGGAGGCUCAGUAACCAUGCGGUGCCUUCUCUGCAGAUCCCCAAAGAGGAGUACCCCUCUGUGCUGGUGGUGGAGGCCACCAACACCAAUGGAGUUAUACUCAGGUACAUUGGUGAGGGUUACUCCCAGGCCCAGGAGUCCAUGGAGGAUGAAAUGAGGGAGUUUUAUGGCCUGGACCAAAGCAGUCCAACUCCUUUGUCAUCUCCAUGCUCGGGCCAACUUGUUGCUGUCAGAGCUGAGGAAGAAGAGGAGAUUCUGCGGGCGCAAGUCUGUGAGGUCAUGUCCGACAAGGUCAAGGUGUACUAUGUGGAUCAUGGCUUCUCAGAGGUGAUCAGCAAAACCAAAGUGUUUGAGCUGAACGAGAAGUUUUUCAAACUGCCUUUCCAGGCAACCAAGUGUAAGCUAGCAGGUCUGGAGCCGUUUUGUCAGGAGCCUGCAGUGCUGAAGAAGUUUGAGAUGAUGGCGAGUGGUAGGAUCCUGUUGGCUGAGAUCCUAGAGAGAGGGCAGACUCCUCUUGUCGUCCUGUACGACACGUCGCAGGAUGAUGAUGUCAACAUCAACGCUGCCUGUAUGAAAGCUUUGCAGGACAAGACGCUAGCAAGCCCAUUACAGGUGAACAGCGCCUAUAUGAACGUGACUGUCAGCAGCGUCUGCUCAGAUGGGACCAUCUACUGUCAACUGCCAUCCAGAGGCCUUGCCAAGCUGAAUGAGAUACUGGAGAAUAUUGAGACGUACUUCCACUCACAGGUAACUUCAGAGUUCCUGGUGUCCAGACCCUUUUGCGGGAAAGGAUGUAUGGCCCGCUACAAAGGCAAAUGGUCCCGUGUAGAGAUCACUAACCUCCAUGGCAGCAGAGUGCUGGACAUCCUGUUUAUCGACGUGGGUGUCCAGGCAUCUGUAGAGGUGUUCGAGCUGAGAGAGAUCCCGCCACUGUUCCUCCGUGACCUUAUGGCUAUCCCACCACAGGCUGUGAAGUGCUGUCUAGCAGACCUGGUUGUCAGUGUUGGAUCCUGGACUCCAGAUGCUGUCCAGUGGCUGCGAGAGAAAGUGCUCAACAUCACUGACUGUAGCAUGAAGGUUGCCAAGGUGGACGAAACCAAGCGCUGCGUCUACGUCCACCUGUUCACCGAUAAGAACUUCCACGACCCGGCCCGCAGCCUCAACCAUCAGAUGGCCCAGUCUGACCUGUUUAAACAGCAACCAGAUGUUUUCCUGACGAGCCACAGCCCUGCUAAGAUCUCCACACCCAGUUUAUCCUCCAAGACUUCCAGCACCAGUGACUCCUCUAACGGCAGUCCGACGUCAACUUCUGUCCCAGCCAAGCCUCAUCUCAGAAGGGCUCUGUCAGGACCCAGAGGAAGUGGAGGAGGAAACACUCCACCAGAGACACCAUCAUCCCCCUCACCCUCUCUCCAGCUGCCACCACUACUAGAGCUUCCCCCAGCUGGAAACAACAUAGAUGUAUAUGUGUCAGUGGCGUGCCAUCCAGGCCACUUUGUGCUGCAGCCCUGGAGAGAUAUGUACAAACUGGUGGUGUUGAUGGGAGAAAUGAUUCUGUACUACAACAAAACUGAAGAGAAACCACUCAACAUAGAGAAGAAUCAGAUAUAUGCUGCUAAAGUGGAGAACAACUGGCAUCGUGUGUUGGUGAAGGGAGUUCUGACCAAUGGAUUGGUGUCUGUCUAUGAGUUGGACUAUGGUAAACAUGAGCUGGUCAGCUGCACCCAGCUCAGACCUCUGAUCAAGGAGUUCAGACAGCUGCCGUUCCAGGGAAUCACUGCUCAGCUGGCUGGCGUGAAGCCGAGGCAGUGGUCAGAAGAAGCUUCCAUCGUUUUCAGGAACCACGUGGAGAAGAAACCACUCGUGGCCCAGCUGGAGGCCAUACAGGAAGCCACUAACCCGUGGGACAGAAAGAUGACGGUCUUCCUGGUCGACACUUCACAGGAAGAAAGGGACAUCUGGGUGCAUGACAUCAUGGCUGAGUUUGCUGAUGAGCAAUGAGCUGUAGAAAAAAAGAAGAUCGUCAACAAGUCUUACUAGUCAAGCUGUUGUCUUCUUGCUCAGUGACGACAUCAUGAGCUGUGGAUAGAUUAAAUAGGAAAAGCUUAUCCAUCUUUAUCUAUCUACCAUUUAGGGAGAGUGAAAGAGGAGGGAAGAAAAGAAGAGAGGAAUGAAAUGAAAGAGAAGUUAGAGAAGUUACGAGAUGAACGGAAAUUGAGAGGUUCGAUAGUAUGUGGGGACUGGCAUUGACAGAAAGACAAGAGGUGUAGGCCUAGUAGCCACUUGCUUGUUGUGUUAGGGGCUGUACAAUGAAGGAUGUUAUGAUGUGAUUUUGAGUGACUGCAGUGUGACCAUUGGAUAAUACACCCAUGCAUGAUGUUGUGGUCAAGUCCAAACUUGCUACAAACACAUUUACAGUACAAAAACGGUUAAAUCUAUCCAUAAUAGUCUCACCAAGCUGCGUAAAUGAUACAACAUGCAUUCUUAUACCAUUUGGUAUGAGCUUUAAUCCAAAGCAGCAUCCUAAAAUACCGUGAGCGCAUCCAGUCUUAGUGUGUGUCAUACUGGGGAGCCUGAAUACCCUCAACCCUGCCAAUGUGAGCACCAUGCAAAGGGCACAAAAUGUUCAAAUUAACUCAGCAAGUUCUCACAUGCCCUGAGAUGUUACAUGCAUUUGUUUACAAAAUCUGCUUUCUGUGAUUGUCGUAAAGUUUAAAAAAGUUAGAGCAAACAUUCCCCAAAGAGGAGGAGAAAUGGACGAGUCAGUCACAUAGAGGAGUUGAGUCAAAGUUUUGAGACAAAUUUUUUUAUUUUGUGAUUAAUUUAUUUAAACUCAAAGAUAGUGUGCAAAAUUUACUUUGGUAAUCCACGGGAAGUGUCUUAAAUGUCAUUGUUUUUGCAGUUGCCCCUUUUAAUAUGUAUUCAUGGAGUCUGCUGUACUUACUGGACAAGCAGGACACAGGAGUUAAUAGAGUUUGCUGAGGAGUGAUACACUUAAUAUCAGAUAUGUUUUGUGUUUUUUUUUUUUUUUUUUUCAUUGUGACAUCAGUUGUUUUCAGUGGUUCAUCCUGGCCCUGCAUGUAUUGUAAAUAAGUGGUGGUUUGGGAUUUUCCAUUUAAAGACUGAACUGAAGGCUGAAAAAAUCAAAGUUACAUUGUGACCAUUUGUAAACAAGAUAAAUGUGACUUUUUCAAAUUUAUUUUUUGAAGAAAAAAAAAAAACACUAACAUAUCAGUUAAAUGCAUGUGUUAAAACCCAGGUCCUGACUCAUGUGACGGCAGUGUCUCAUCCAUCUCCUCUCCACCUGUGAAACACUGACGCAGUGCGACUUUAUGCUCUUUAGAGGGUUAAGAUCUCUCCUUUCUUAUUCUGUGACAACAAGACUUUCAUUUCAGCAGAUUACAUGUGCUGCAUGUUGCAGACCUUUCUGAGUUGUGUGCACAUAUAGUUUGAUGUUAUAAUAAUAAUAAGCAGAUUAAGUUACCAGUAGUGUUAAACUAGUAGAUUUUCAAAUAGAAGAUAAUUUGAUAUUCUGCUUAUGGUUGGUUUUAGUGCCACCAUCAAAUGUUGGCCUGAUGUGGGAUUUUAUUCUGAAAUGUGACUUUUUUUCUGACACACCAUGUUUUUGGAUGUUCAAACGCUUCUCCAAUUCUGAAGACAGCGAACCUGACAAAGCUCAAAGCUGCAUUGUUGUUAACAAUUGACAAGUAAAAUGAACUUAUUUAUAUUUAACUUAUAUUCUCUAGAUGAUAAUAAUUACUUUGUCAUUUCCAUUUUGUUUAACAGUGACCGGAAGGUAAUAAAAGAGAUGUUUUUGGAAUAAAGUCUAUA
Messenger RNA from Seriola dumerili (greater amberjack), 5344 nucleotides. It is a transcript of the gene tdrd7b, whose product is annotated as tudor domain-containing protein 7B-like. Gene Ontology annotation, biological process: lens morphogenesis in camera-type eye; lens fiber cell differentiation; spermatogenesis. Lineage: Eukaryota; Metazoa; Chordata; Actinopteri; Carangiformes; Carangidae. The coding region runs from base 89 to 3514 and encodes 1141 amino acids. The record is from RefSeq and is a predicted model, not a curated record. The transcript has 21 exons.